CUUCUCGCUCAGUCUUGAACUCUCCCGACCAAUUUCUUUCGCGAAACUAGUUACGAAUAUCCCUCCGUCGAUCCGCUGAUGUUUUCCUUAUGAACCCUUCUUCAUCGAUAUUCAAUUUUGAUUCUCUCCGUGUGUUCUUCACGUACUGCUACCAUGAAGAAAUCUGCAGAAGGGUUUUGUCAAGAUCAGCAUGAUUGCAAGGAUGACUCAAGGACAAGUAAGAAGAGAUCUGCGGCGGCUUCUCUUAAACUUGGAGCUGCAAGAGGCACUAACAGCGAAAAACAAGUAGGCCUGGGAGAGCAAUCGGAUAAAUCUCAUCAGAGUAAUCCAACACAAGUGAGCAAACUUCAGCCAGUACCUGUCAUGAAAAGAAAAAUCCAGAAAACUGCAGGUGCAGCCCCGAAGGUCGCUUCGGCUUAUAAUUUGAGAAGUAGAGAUCAGAAAUCAGAAGGUGCUAAGGAUCCUCCAGCUUAUAAUCUGAGGAGUAAAGUUCGGAAAACUGAAGGCGAAAAUGCUUCUACAAUCCAAAAGAGGAAAACCCCAAAAAGGGAUAGUUCUAAAGAUUCUUCAGUUGCUCUACAAAAGAAGGGAAUUCUGAAAACAGAACUCCAGAAAACUAGCUCUCCAAAAAGUUCUGCACCUCCCAUUAAAAAGAUUGGAACUACAAAACCUUUAACUACAUCCCUGGCUGGCCAUGACAAGAACCAACCUUCCUCUAGUCAAUACGAACCAUACUUCCGUGAGCCAAUUUUUCAUAUCAGAUGGGAAGGUGAUAUGGAAAAUGGGCCGUUUGGGCAAAACUGUAUAUUAUGCAAUAAGGAUCUUUCCGGUGCAACAGAAGAUGACGACUCUGAACUUAAUGAUGAUUUCGAAUAUGAGGAUGAUGAUGAUGAUGGUGAGUACGAAUAUUAUGAUGACCUCACGCCUCCUCUUCUUCCCGCUGUUGAUAUUCUGCCGUGUGGCCAUGCAUACCAUACUGAAUGCUUGCAGCAUGGCACACAUGAAAAACAGUCGAGCGAUCCCCAAUGCAUUUUGUGUUCAAGAAUGGCAUGAAGAACACAAUCUAGUGAUACCCUUUUGGUGAAGGAGAAAUUAAUCGACCAUUUUUAGUAUAUGAUCAAAAUUCCUUAUAGAAGAUAGAGAGAGAGUACAGAAACUAAAACUGGAGGUUCUUGUUCAAAUGAUUGAAUUUAUGUGCCAUUUCUCCAUGAAGAUGUUCAUUUUCUUUAUUG
This is a messenger RNA of Cynara cardunculus var. scolymus (artichoke), 1232 nucleotides long. RefSeq lists its product as uncharacterized. The transcript has 4 exons. The record is from RefSeq and is a predicted model, not a curated record. Lineage: Eukaryota; Viridiplantae; Streptophyta; Magnoliopsida; Asterales; Asteraceae. Bases 154 to 1053 code for a protein of 299 amino acids.